AUGGCUCGUACGGCAUGCGUCGCAGUACGACUGCCCUCUGUGGGUUUGUGUCGGCAGCUGUAUGUACGUCUCAGGUUUCCGGGCGGCAGCGGCGCUCCUUGUCGUACAUUGGGAUUCAGUUGGACGGAGGCUCCUCCAGCGUUUUCGCGGACGCUUCUUGAGGAUGUGGUCGCCUUCAUGGUUCUGUGGAUCCAGGUCACCUCGCAGCUGGGACAUUACAGCAAACUCUUUGGACCUCAAAUCCUUCUCCAGCUGAACCUCGCCUUCUACCUGCCCUCCAUCCCCAUCCUGCUCCUUAGCGGCUCCCUGGAGCGAUCCCUGGACGCCCGCGUAGGGCCCAUCGGGUCCAUCGCUCUCCGCCUCCACGCGGGGCUAGCUGCCUGCCUGGCCCUGGCGGCAUUGUUCCCGCUACUGCCGGGGUUCCGUCCGGGGACCGGAGCCCUGUGGCCGCUGCUGACGGCAGUAGCGGCGCUAGGAGGCGCGUCGGCCGUGGCAUUCAGUACGUCGUACCAGCUUGUACAGUACUUUAGGUGGGAUGAGCAUGAGUUGUCCCCGUCGGGAUUGUGUUUUGUGUGCUGGAUCUCAAUGUACGAAAUCUGCGCCGGCUUCAUAUUGGCGGGCCUUCUGUCCUCGUCUUCGCUGUGCGUGCAAUACUGGUCAAAGCUAACCGGCGCCGCCACGGCCGCCGACGGCGGCGCCGCCACCGCCGCCGACGGUGACGACAGCCGCGUGCCAUUACUUGCAGCAGCGGCGGCGGCGUACGACGAUUGCGUCACGGCUGGCGCAGCGGCGGCGGACGGCGACGUGGAAGCCGCCGCCAACGCAGCCUCACCGCCGCGCUUGAGGCUGCUGAUAGGCGCGGGAAGUGGCAGCGGCGGGUACGGCAGUCCUGGCUCGCCGUACAAUGGGCACUUGCUUAGGCGGUUCGGCUCCGUCACCACCGCCAACGCUGCCGUGAACUCCAGGUUGUCGUACCGUGUGCAGUCGUACAGGUCCCCUGGUGUCUACCGUCGAGGGCCUACGACGGCUCCGGACCCCUUCAACGUUUUCAGUUUGUUGACACCUCGUCUGGAUGGCGGUUUUGAGUGGGAUGACGACGACGAUGACGACUCGGCGCCGCCGGUGCUCUUCCGCCGAUCCGCAUCCGCGGGCGUGGUCGACAGCAGCGGCGGCAGUACCCGGUCCGCGGCGGCGGCGCGGCGGCGGCGGGAGGCGCUGGCGGCGGUGGCGGCGGCGGGGGGAUGGAGCAGGAACCGUAUCGGGACAUCACCCUACAUCAAGCCCAGCUCGCCGCCGUGUACCCCUACGCGCACGACGACGGUGACGGCGACGGCGGCUGCGUCGCCGGGCCGUGGCGGCGGUGGCGCCGCUGCCGCCGACAGCUCCCCAAUCACCCCCCGGCCGCGCGGUCUCAUUGGGAUGGCCUCGGCGCCGGCGACAAUGGUUUGGCGCCCCGGCGGCGGCGCGCACGGCGACGGCGGCGGCGGGGAACCCGUGGUGAGUACGGGCGACGAUGGCGCCGCAGCCACCGCCUCCGGCGGCGGCGGCCGCGUCCGCGGCGUUUUGGAGUUUGGGAUCCCUGACGAGGAGCCCCUUGCCGUACAGCAGAGCUCCAGCACAGCCGCUGCCGUAGAACAAGAGCCGGAGGGUCAGCUCAAAAUCCAGCAGUUGUACGGCACCAGGGUGAGUUCCUUCGCAUCACAAGAGGCUUCGGAGCAGCUCGCCAAGGCGCUGCAGAUACAGAAUGGGUGUACGGCGGCGCAGGCGGAGGGCGCUGGCGGGGGCGCCGCCGCUAACGAGAAGGAUAAAUUGCCGCCACCGGAGGGCUCGGGGGGAUUAGCGUCGGCGGAGGCGCCGCCGCCGCUGCCGGCGGCUGCGGUAGCUGUGGCGUUAUCGCCACCGCCGCUGACGCUGAGACAGGAGGUAGUGGAGGUUGUGCGAGCCUCGUGGCAAGUCAUGCUGGGUUUCACACUGGAUGUGACGCUGCUGUACAUCGUGUUCCCCUUCUUCACCUACGUGCCGGCCUCGGGGUGGUUGGGGGAUAACCUGCCCCAGGUUCUCUUCUACUCGCGGCUCUUCACCGACUUUGCCGGGAGACUGCUACCAAGAUGCCGGGCCCUGCAAAUUCGCUCCGGAACUGCCGUACUGCUGAUGUCCGCCGUGGCAAUGUGCGUUGCGGCGCUGUUCUUAUUGUACAUCCUCGCGCCCCCCCGGCUGGUGGCCAAAGCGCCGGGUUUGCUGCGUAACGAUGUCGUACCUCUGGCAUUGGUCGUGUUUCUGUGGAUCACUGGCGGCUACAUCAACACCAUGAGCAACAUGUUAGCGCCCUCCCAGGCCCCGCCCCACCUAGCAGGCAGAGCCUCCGCGAUGAUGGCCCUGCUCUUCAACGUGGCGCACAUCGGGGGCCUUAUCAUUGCGGCGGGCAUGGCGGCAUUCAUCUUUGGAGACGUUGUGGGAUGA
This is a messenger RNA of Volvox carteri f. nagariensis, 2460 nucleotides long. RefSeq lists its product as uncharacterized. Bases 1 to 2460 code for a protein of 819 amino acids. NCBI's taxonomy places the organism in Eukaryota, Viridiplantae, Chlorophyta, Chlorophyceae, Chlamydomonadales, Volvocaceae. The transcript is spliced from 10 exons. The record is from RefSeq and is a predicted model, not a curated record.